AUGUGUAACGCAUUCUGCUCCGCGCGCGUACACAUCCGUAGCAGCGACAAAACAAUGAUCGAAGAGACAACGCUGAAGGUUGGCGGAGCGCGCAAAACCAAGACGCACCACGACGGAAUAAGGGAAAAGAGGGUCAUACGGCCGGCCGCUAAGAGGAGGGUGCGGAACAGCCGCCAUGUGGACCGCGGGGAGCCGCCGGAGCCGGCAAAUGAUGCAGGCACCUGCGACUGCGGCUGCGAUAGACAAAUCAAGCGCAGGCUCUCCCUGCUGCUACACGGCUUUUUUGCCUCCAAGCACAGGUGGACGGUCGCCCUCAAGGUGGAGAGGAUGCGCCCGGCGGAGCUGGAACGCGUAAGCGCCGCGAUACAGGAGAACGGACUACAUGCCAUGGCCAGCGACAACCUCGACCUGGACACCAUAGAGCUGGACAUCUCGAGACAGCAGUGGAUAUCCGAUCACGAAGACAUGCGACGAGUGCGGCAGGCGCUGCUGGUAUUCUGCCUCGUCAACAACGUGGGAUACUGGCAGGGGCUGCACGACGUCGCGGCGGCGCUAGUGCGACUCAAGCCCAAGCCGACUGUCGGAGAGUUGGCCGCGAUACUGGAGAAGCUCAUAUGGAGGUUCGCCUCGAUACUCAUGCGAACAACGGAUGAAAACAUCGUCACUGAUGCGGGCAAAAUGGCGGCAAAGUGGAGGCUCAUGUUCCUCUUCUUCUUCCCCAGGGCAGCAACUGAACUCGAGCGGUUGUCCGACUCAAAUUCGUGGAACAUCAACUGGUUCCUUACGCUGGGAUUCUACAGGUUCGGAUGCGCAUACGUCGCGCUCGCGUACGCGUACACGGCCAUGCUCUGCAGCGCAGGGUGCAUGACGGCGUUCAUGUACCACGAGCUGGGAUACCUCGGGAUCAGGGGAUACUUGACGUACCGCCUGCAGAAAAACCAGAAGCUCUCGCAUCCAAAUUUCAAUCUGUUCGAGGAGGAGUUUGACGAGGAAACCAUGACGCUGGCGGUGACAAACUCGAAAAAGAUACAGCUCACUCCGGAGGAACUCAUCAACGUCUCCCGCAACCUGUACGACACACUCAACGACAAGGAGUGCGAAAUGGCGGAGUUCCCCAUACUGCCCAUACUCAAAAUGUCCAACUUCCUGUACAACAGAAGCCCGCUUAUACUAUACAAAAACCACGACCUGCAACCAAAAAAUGUAGUGCAAAUAGGCAUUUCGGACAUCUUUAAAGAAAACGAAACGCCGCGAUCUGCAGAGCCGCCGACCAGGCAAUCGCAAGUAGUUGCCAGGGGGAUUCUCAGGAUGCUGCCAGAACCGAGACAACACGCCGAAAUCAGCCACAGGCUCAACAUCGAGCUGCUCAACGUAUACCUCAAAAAACUCUACGCAAACGUACUGAAGAAGUCGUUCAUAUUCCCCUCAAGGUUUGAGGGUGCUAUCGCACGAAAGGCAACUUUCACAUACCACAUCAUCGACGUCAGGAGCCAAUACCUCACCUACGGGGAGACGCUGCAGUUCUUCUUUGGCGAUACAAACGUCUCAUACCUCACGGAAUCGCAACUCAACGACUUCGCCAGAGGGCUCAACCACACGCAGACGUUCACGGUGUGGCUCAUAGUUACGGACGACGGCUUUGAAAACCCGGGCGACUCGGCGUCAACGGAGUCGCUAAAUAGGGGCAUUGCUACAUAUUGGAUGCUGUCCAGAACCUGCACGGGUGUGGCGAUACUCAAGGGCGGCUAUAAGGCGCUGCUGAAGUGGAAAAAUUUGCCAGUGCCGGCAAAAAUAAACAUACCCUUCUUCAAGAAGAUGUGGGACUGGAUGCCCACGGGAAGGGACCAGGGGUCCAAGAUUGCCAUUCAAAACGUCGUUGCAGCCAUAGAUGACACUUUCAGCGAUCUAUCUGGCAGGAUAAAGCACGAAGUCACUUCAAGGAUUGGGUUGUUCAGGAGGAACUCGCGACGAUCGGCGAUAUCGACCGACGGACAGGAGGCGCACAAGCCCAAAAAGAAAGUGGCGUGCAUGAGAUACAUUGUACGAGUGGCGAUUGAAACACUGGGAUCUGUAAGCUUCAGCUCGAACGGGGCGAUCAAGCUUAACGGGAUCAUAUGGCACCCCUCUACUUUCGCAAGGCACGCAAAUAAUACUCUCGCCAGUGCCAUUCUAUACUUGGCGGGACUCUUCCAGAUCACCAGUGCAGACGGGUUCCCGGAAAUAGUGCCAAGGGGCGCCCAUCUAAAAAUGGCGAGGGACAUCACGAAACGUCCCAUGUCGGACUUUGGCGAACGGCUGGUUAACUGCACCAUGCUGCUGCACCACACCAGGCGGACUACUGACAUGGUACCGGCGGACCGAGUUUUAGCAGUAACUGUGAAAUGGGCACACUUGUGCGCGCAUGCGAUGCACAAAAGCGUAAUCGAAAGCUGGUGGGUCACUAUCGCAACAGAUACGACGGUAAACGCCGCGCCGUUGGCGGGCGAAAAGGUUGUCAACACUUACAUCGCCAUAUCUUUAGAGGGGGGUUAUGGCUCCGAUUAUGACGACUCGUCAGUUGAAGAGUCGGAGUGUGACGGAGACUUCUGGAAAGGGAAAGAGAACGUCCACUACCACCACUGGGGAAAACAAGAAUUGGAUGCCUCAAGUAGCAGACUUGUCGAGUCUUUUGCGGCAUUAGGUCAUGGUUUGGAGGAGAUCAAGGGCGGCAACAUGGUGGAACGCCGAGUGGCGCCAAUUGACCUUUCUCUACUAAAUGCCAACACGGCCCUGACGUACCAAUGGGCGGCACCCAGGGAGCCCUCCAUAUGCAGCGAAAGAAGAACACGCGUCUUCUCUAGGAGAAUCAAGCCGCAAUCCAAGAGCGUAGAAGUCACCGCGAGCACACCCAACACACAAAGCGUGCCCAUAAAUGCAGUCAACAGAGCAAAGAAUGUAUUCUUUCCCAGAAACCAACUCAAGCGGGCUCUUAUCGCGAGGAACAUCAGUGGGCAGGGGCACAACACCUACAGCAGCGUCUGA
Babesia bigemina is the source of this 3021-nucleotide messenger RNA. RefSeq lists its product as hypothetical. Bases 1 to 3021 code for a protein of 1006 amino acids. The transcript is spliced from 2 exons. Lineage: Eukaryota; Apicomplexa; Aconoidasida; Piroplasmida; Babesiidae. The record is from RefSeq and is a predicted model, not a curated record.